AUGCUGUCAAGAUGGGUUCUCAACAACACGUCUCUGAAAAAACUUGAAGCCGUUUUCCCCAUAUCUGUGCAUUCUUUCAUGCCACAAGACCGGGUUUUCGGAAACACUGAAAAAGUUCUUAAAAAACAAGAAGUAAUCAUUCGACCUAAAGAUUACGUAGACAUCAUUGCAACAAAUGCAACCAUUACAAAAAUGGGUGACAUUCAAAUGUUAGACUUCAGGAGUGCCGCAAAAGAUGUCCUAAAAUCAACUGCGAGAUGGCCUUUUAAAAUAAGUGAAUGCAAAAGAUUCAUUAUGAAGAGAUCCAAAACUGUUGGAAAUGUGUUUAUUCGUGGAGAACUGCAUUUUAAUUCAGAUAUAGGUAAAGCAGUAAAUCUUUGCAAAAUUGGAAUGAUAACCAAUAUGGUUCUCCCAUCCACCGUGCCACUAGGAGCACCCAUGAAUCUUGCAAAAAGAACCGAUGUCGAUGCACUAUUAAAAAGCAUUUGGGCGCUGAAUGGGAAACCAAUGCAGUAUGUCAGUUUUAUGUAA
Molecule: messenger RNA, 531 nt
Organism: Parnassius apollo (apollo)
Lineage: Eukaryota; Metazoa; Arthropoda; Insecta; Lepidoptera; Papilionidae
Source: the annotation of a GenBank genome assembly